AUGAGUAGAUCAUUUGAAGAUUAUGUUGCUUCCACUGUUAGAGUCAUUUCUGAAUCAAAAAUAAUUUAUCAUAAGUUAAAUCAAAAAUGUGGAUUUUUAGUAGUUGGUAGUGAUAGCGUUUUGAAAUUUCUGACUAAUGAAGAGAUUUAAUAAAUUGUUAUCAGUUAGGAGUCCUUAAAUGAAUGCUAAGAAAAUAGAUGA
Messenger RNA from Paramecium sonneborni, 201 nucleotides. The record is from the annotation of a GenBank genome assembly. Lineage: Eukaryota; Ciliophora; Oligohymenophorea; Peniculida; Parameciidae.